Molecule: messenger RNA, 495 nt
Organism: Penaeus indicus
Lineage: Eukaryota; Metazoa; Arthropoda; Malacostraca; Decapoda; Penaeidae
Product: cuticle protein 8-like
Exons: 4
Coding region: 71-436 (121 amino acids)
Cellular component (GO): extracellular matrix
Source: RefSeq, a predicted model, not a curated record
CUGAGUGCGCUAUAAAGGCGAGGAGGACCCACAGUCCAGCAUCACAGUCUCCUCAUCUCUCCUCCGCGACAUGUUCACUAAGGGCGUCUUCGUGCUUGCCUUGGCGGCAGUGGCUCUCGCUGCCCCUUCGGACCCAUAUCAUCAGCCGGCCUACAAGGAGGAGCCGAAGCCGUACCAGUUCGCCUACGGAGUCAAGGAUGAAUACGCCGGCACCGACUUCGGUCAGAGCGAGGAGUCCGACGGCAAAGCUGUCAAGGGAUCCUACACUGUCCAGCUCCCCGACGGCCGCAAGCAGACGGUGAACUACGUAGCCGACCACUACAACGGCUACCAGGCAGAGGUCAGCUACUACGGCGAGGCUCAGUACCCCCACGAGUACGGUCCCCCCGUCACCUUCAAGCCCCAGGCCUACCAUCCCCAGCCUUCAUAUCACUAAAGCUAAUAUAAUUUAUACAUAGACAAUAUUCACUGUACGACAUAACAUGAUUUAUUAAA